AUGGACACCCACGUCCAACAACCGGUGCAGCCAGUAUCGGAUUACAGGGACGAGAAAGGCUCCGACAUUUCCCAUACUUCACCAUCCAAAGUCGAAGAUGCUGAACAUGCCGGAUUAGCAACAACAGUUGAUGCCGCCACUGAGAAGCGCCUCUUGAGGAAGUUGGACAUUCGCAUCGUCCCAAUGAUCUGCUGGGUUUACCUCAUGAACUUUAUGGAUCGAGUCAACAUUGGUAAUGCACGUCUGUAUGGGUUGGAAGAAGAUCUUGGAAUGGACCCUGCGGGCAACAAGUUCCAGAUUGCAGUCUCAAUCCUGUUCGUCACCUACGUUUCGAAUAUGAUCAUCAAGAGGAUGAAGCCGGCGCGUUAUUUAGGUGGUCUCAUGUUUCUCUGGGGUUUAGUAGCCACCUUCUCGGCCUUUGUCAACAACUACGCCGGUCUCAUCGCGUGUCGCCUUUUGCUGGGUGCACUUGAGGCAGGUCUUUUCCCGGGAGUCAUACUUUACUUAUCAAUGUUCUACAAUAGAAGGAACGUGUCUUUGAGACAAGCAUGGUUUUACGGCACAUCCGCGAUAGCAGGAGGACUUGGCGGACUGGUAGCAUAUGCUAUUGGCGAACUAGACGGUGCUGCUGGCUGGCGCGGUUGGAGAUGGAUCAUUCUCAUCAACGGCAUACCAACUGUAUUAACCGCUUUUGCCGUGCCCUUUGUUUUGCCAAACAGUCCGGAAACCGCCAAAUUUCUCUCCGAAGAAGAUCGACGGAACCUCGUCUUGCUUCGCAUGAAGGAAGUCGGACAGACGACAGCAGGCCAAGAACUCGUCAAAGAAGAUGUCAUCAAAGGUAUCAAAGAUUGGAAAGUGUACGCUUAUGCCAUUGCUCAAUUCGUUGGACUCUGUAUGCUCUACAGUUUCUCGGUGUUCCUUCCUACCAUCAUCAACGGCUUGGGCAGUGGCUGGAGCCGUCAGGUGGUUCAAGCCUUGACAAUCCCUGUAUACGUUGCAGGCUUCGCAACGUACGUCGUUGCGGCAUGGCUCAGCGACAAGACACAAAAUAGAGGCAUCUUCUGUAUUGGCGGCCUCGCCGUGAGCAUGAUUGGUUACAUCUUCCUCAUCGCCAACAAAGGUCUUGGCCUCAGUUUCGCCGGCUGCUUCAUCGUCGCACUGGGCCUCUGGGUAGCAACCGGCAUAGCAUUCUCGUGGAUCGGCGUCAACAACCCUCGUUACGGAAAACGUGCCUUUGCUAGCGGCAUGCAGAUUACUAUUGGAAACUGCUCGGGUGUUGCGGCACCGUUCCUUUACAGCGCUGACAUGGCGCCUACGUAUAGGGCUGGAUACGGUGCUACGAUCGGGAUGCUUGCGUUGGGGAUUGCGAUUUACACGUCGCUUCAUAUGUACUUUCGCAUGAAGAACAAGAGAAAGCUCUCUGGCAAGGAAGACUGGAGGAUUGAGGGUAAGACUGGAGAGCAAAUUGCGGAGAUGGGUGAGGAUAACCCGAGGUAUCUAUACACGAUCUAG
Pyrenophora tritici-repentis Pt-1C-BFP is the source of this 1512-nucleotide messenger RNA. Lineage: Eukaryota; Fungi; Ascomycota; Dothideomycetes; Pleosporales; Pleosporaceae. The record is from RefSeq and is a predicted model, not a curated record.